Molecule: messenger RNA, 1545 nt
Organism: Torulaspora globosa
Lineage: Eukaryota; Fungi; Ascomycota; Saccharomycetes; Saccharomycetales; Saccharomycetaceae
Gene: CDC3
Product: septin CDC3
Exons: 1
Coding region: 1-1545 (514 amino acids)
Biological process (GO): cytoskeleton-dependent cytokinesis
Cellular component (GO): cell division site; cytosol; septin complex
Molecular function (GO): GTPase activity; GTP binding; molecular adaptor activity
Source: RefSeq, a predicted model, not a curated record
AUGUCUACCACUCAGGAGGGUCCCUUUUCUGUCAAGAGAGAGGACUCUGAUAUCGGUAACGCGGGCAGCGAGAUCUCUCAAAAUGAACAAUCCACAAGCGUAGAUGUCAACCCCAAAGCUGAGAGCUCCUCGAUAGUCAAUGGCCGUUCCACAGAUGAACCGGUGGGUACUUCCGGUGCUAGGGAAGGUCUAAAUGGGGAGAAUGAACAGUCGGGUCAGGUACUGCCUGAACAGCCGGAUCUCAAGAUUAUUCGUCGCCAGAUCUCGGGCUUUGUCGGGUUUGCCAACCUACCUAAGCAAUGGCAUAGGAAGUCUAUCCGUCGGGGAUUCAAUUUUAACCUACUUUGUGUGAGUCAGAGGGGCUUGGGUAAAUCAACUUUAAUCAACACAUUGUUCAAUAGGAAUAUCGAGGCUUCAAGCGAGAUAGCUUCCAGUGAAAGAAGUGAUGAUGUCAAUGGGAAGAUGGACGGCUUGAAGCUCGAAGAUAGCCAGGAUGAGGAGACAGAAACCAACGGGGAGGAGGAUGUCACUUCCUCUGUUAAGAUCAAGUCUUACACUACCACGAUAGAGGAGAACGGAGUCAGUUUGAAACUGUGUGUGGUAGACACCCCUGGCUUUGGAGAUGCCAUUGACAACACUGGAUCAUGGAAACCGAUUGUCGAUGAGAUCAAUUACCGGUUUGACCAGUAUUUGGAUGCUGAAAAUAAGAUCAACAGGUCUCUAGAAAAUGAUAACAGAAUCCAUGCUUGUUUGUAUUUUAUUGAACCUACUGCACAUUAUUUGAAACCGCUGGACGUGGAAUUCUGUAAGAGAGUUCACGAGAAAUGUAAUCUGAUCCCAAUUAUUGCCAAAUCGGACAUACUGACAGAGGAGGAAAUCGCUGUUUUCAAGCAAAGGAUCAGGAAACAGCUGGAUGAGGCCAACGUCAAAUUCUUUCAACCCCCAACCUAUGCCAUGGACGAUGCAGAUACCGUGAGAGCCUCCAGCGCCUUGUUCGAAAAGAUUCCUUACGCCGUGGUAGGAUCAAACAGUUCAGUUACCGAUAAAGAGGGCAAAACAUUCAGAGGCCGUUCAUACCCAUGGGGUAUCAUCGAUGUGGACAACGCAAAACACUGCGAUUUCGUGUAUUUACGCGACCUGUUGAUAAGUCAGUACCUGGAAGAAUUGCGUGAAAGAACAAACAAUGUCCUUUACGAAAAUUACAGAUCUGAAAAAUUAAUAAGGUUGGGCAUCAAGCAGGACAAUUCCGUUUUCAAGGAAUUUGAUCCGGAGUCAAAGCAAAAAGAGGAAAAACAGCUACACGAAGCUAAAUUAGCCAAGUUGGAAGCUGAGAUGAAGAGCGUGUUCCACCAAAAGGUUUCGGAAAAGGAGAAAAAGCUGCAGAAAUCUGAGGCUGAACUGUUCGCGAGACAUAAAGAAAUGAAGGAAAAGUUAAGCAAGCAACUAAGAGCCCUAGAAGAGAAAAAGCAUCAAUUAGAAGUCUCCAUAUCUAAUCAACCAGCGCAAUCUCCUGCUCAAACAAAGAAGAAGGGAUUUUUACGUUGA